This is a messenger RNA of Myotis daubentonii (Daubenton's bat), 5028 nucleotides long. Its product is annotated as putative adhesion G protein-coupled receptor F2P. Gene Ontology annotation, cellular component: membrane. The record is from RefSeq and is a predicted model, not a curated record. Lineage: Eukaryota; Metazoa; Chordata; Mammalia; Chiroptera; Vespertilionidae. Gene Ontology annotation, molecular function: G protein-coupled receptor activity. Gene Ontology annotation, biological process: cell surface receptor signaling pathway; adenylate cyclase-activating G protein-coupled receptor signaling pathway.
GCUGCAUGGUCCCUGCAUACAGGGCUGGCUGCCUGUGCCAGGGCAGUGCCCAGCCUGACUGCCUCAGCCUGGGGAUCUGCCAUUUGGCGCAGGAUUGACUGCUUGGAGAUAUAGGAACCCAGCCUGCUGAUUUGUGGCAAGAUAUGACAAAGGAAAGGCACUGACCCCCCCAGUCUUCAGCUGCCAGGGAUCAGGGCAAAUUGGUUGGUGACUUGUUGGCUGGCCACAAAGCGGGAAAGGCAGCUGCGUUGAAGACAAUGACUCACACGUUUUUGCUGUACUGCUUAGUGUUUCUUUUGCCCACAGAGUCCUGCAGGACAUUAUGCCAGGCUGCCAGCAAAAGCAAGGGGAAAGUGUCUGCCAAGCCACACGGUGCAUGUGAUGGGGUCUGUGUGGACAAUUCUCAUUGCAGUCAACCUUGCCCUCCAGAUACUCCGGGAAAUAUGGGGUUUUUAUGUAAACAAAAUAAAUGGCACAAGAUCACUGAUACCUGCCAGACUCUUACCGCCUUCAACAUCUUUGAGGAGGAUUUAAGUGCAGGUCCAUCAUUUGGAAGUAGUAUACACAUAAAUGAAUAUUCUGGAAAGUCCGAGACCAUUGCAGAUAAGUUGAUGCGGAAGUGUCCGCAGGAUUUGUCCUGUGUUGUUAAGAAGAUUCAGCGUUCUCCCCGGAUACCAGGAAACAUCGCUGUCAUCGUGCAGCUACUACACAACAUAUCAACAAUGCUGUCAACAGAAGUGGGUGAAGCAAAGAUGAAAAGUUACAGCACCAUGGCCAACCACAUUCUUGAUAGCAAAAGCAUCUCCAACUGGACCUUCAUCCCUGAGAAAAACAGCAGCUGCGUGCUGCUGCACUCAGUCAACAGCUUUGCAAGAAAGCUACUCAUAAGUAAAUAUCCCAUUGACAUACCGGAUGUGUUUAUUCAUACUAUGUGCACCUUCAUAUCUGGAGAUAACAAUGGAAAGAAUUUAACUUUCUCCAUGAGAGUUAAUGACACCCGCAAUAGUGUCACUGGGAGGGUGUUGAUCAGCAGAGAUGAAGCCCAGAAGGUGCGCUCUCCUUCGCAGGUCGUCAGCAUUGCAUUUCCAACCCUUGGAGCCAUCUUAGAGGCCAGUCUUCUGGAAAAGGUCACCGUGAACGGACUUGUCCUGUCUGUCAUUCUGCCCAAGGAACUUACAAGGAUCUCACUGGUUUUUGAAAAGAUCAGGAAUUCAGAGGACAGCAGGACACAGUGUGUUGGCUGGCACUCAUUAGAGAGCAGAUGGGACCAGCACGCCUGCCAAAUGAUUCAGGAAACCUCCCAGCAAGCUGUUUGCAAAUGUAGGCCAAGCAAGUUGUUUACCUCCUUCUCCAUUCUUAUGUCACCACACACCUUGCAGAGUCCCAUCCUGACUUACAUCACGUACAUAGGCCUGGGCGUUUCCAUUUGCAGCUUGAUCCUUUGCUUGUCCAUCGAGGCCUUGGUCUGGAGCCGAGUGACAAAGACAGAGAUCUCCUAUUUACGCCACUUGUGUAUUGCCAACGUUGCGGCUACCUUGCUGAUGGCUGAUGUGUGGUUCAUCGUGGCUUCCUUUCUUAGUGGUCCAAGGACACACCACAAUGGAUGUGUGGCAGCGACGUUUUUUGUUCAUUUCUUUUACCUUUCUGUGUUUUUCUGGAUGCUCGCUAAGGCACUUCUUAUCCUCUAUGGAAUCCUGAUUGUUUUCCAUACACUGCCCAAGUCAGUCCUGGUGGCAUCUCUCUUUUCCGUGGGAUACGGUUGCCCUUUGGUCAUUGCUGUUGUUACAGUUGCUGCCACUGAGCCUGGCAAAGGCUACCUACGGCCUGAGGCCUGCUGGCUCAACUGGGACAUGACCAAGGCCCUCCUGGCCUUUGUGGUCCCAGCGCUGGCCAUUGUGGUAGUAAACCUGAUCACGGUGACACUGGUGAUUGUCAAAACCCGGCGAGCUACCAUUGGCAGUUCCAUGUUCCAGGAGGUGAGAGCCAUCGUGAGAAUCAGUAAGAACAUCGCCAUCCUCACACCACUGCUGGGCCUGACCUGGGGAUUCGGAAUAGCCACAGUCAUCGAUGAUAACUCCCUGUUCUUCCACAUCCUCUUCUCCUUGCUUAAUGCUUUCCAGGGCUUCUUCAUCUUGGUGUUUGGAACAAUCCUGGAUCCAAAGAUAAGAGAAGCCUUAAAGAAUCGAGUAACUUCUGCAAAAUGGAUCUCCAGAAUAUCAGAGAACCUUUCUUCUGAUUUCUCUUGUCGCCACACCAAAGGGCCAAGCUAACAAACCAGGCCACACUCCUAACUUGGGAGGUCAUACAUUCCACGAAUGGCAGAACCCCCAGGAGAAGUGUGUUUAUUCCUGUCGUCUGGCCCCUGGGGAGUAUGAAGACAGCUUGUGGUGCUGAUUGAGGAGGGCGUGACUACGGAAAGGAUGGAAGGCCCCUCUGUCUACUUCUGUGCUGCUAAUCGCUUCUCUCUCAUCAACUGUCAACACAUAUAUGCCAUUCUGGGCAUCUACAGGGAACAGAAAGACAAAGUGGGCCACAACAGGGCCUUAAUCUUGUCGAGGCCUCUGGAAAAGCACUCUGGCUCAUUUUGACAAAGGUGCCCUGGGAUGUCACCUGGCUGGAUUCUGUGGGUUGCUGAGGGAGGGGCCCUCACCAACAGUUGGGCUGACUCUAAGUAGGUCAUUGCUGGCUCUCUGUACCAAAGGAAUCCUAUUGCCAGCAUAUUCCACUCCUCCAAAUUUAAAUGGUUGCAUGGUCAACCUGGCUUGGGCUUCAAUGCAACUUUUGUUUUUGGCUGUGAACCAAGUGAAAUAGGUAGAGCUUUUGAACCAGAAAGAUGCUCAUUUUAAGUUAAGGAGACUGAAGCCUAGAGCAAUGGGUCACAGCUAAUCAAGGCUUGAGCCAAAGGCAAAAACCCAAGUCUGCAGGCUUCUAGUCCUGGGCUUUCUUCAAAGGCAAGACACUGCUGAAGGACACUGUCUACUCUGACAAUAUAAUUAACCCUCACCAACAGCAUGUUUUGUUUUAAACCUGGGAUGAGAAAGGGGAAAUAUCAUGUUUCAAGUAGAGAGCUGCUCAUUUUCUUAUCUUUGUAUGUAAACAAAUUCAUCAUUCAAAGCUCAUUUUCUUAUCUUUGUAUGUAAACAAAUUCAUCAUUCAAAGCAGGUCCCGCCUAAUAGGAGAUCAGUAUUACAGAUAGAAGCCCUUUUUUAAGAAAGAAAGAAAGAAAGAAAGAAAGAAAGAAAGAAAGAAAGAAAGAAAGAAAGAAAGAAAGAAAGAAAAAAUGCUCCUUUAUAAAAUGAGUACACAGGUUGAUGAAUCAGAAGAAAAAUUAGUGGAUAAAGAAAAGGGGUCAAUGGAUAGCCCCUAAUUAUCUUACCAGAAGCCUGCAUUAAUGAUGUUACAUUACAAAUGGAAACACAAGACUCACUUUGUGAAUGAGUGGGAUCUCUCUCUCCUUCUCUCUCUUACAAAAAAUUUCCUCUAAGUAGGACAGUUUGAGAAAGUUAAAUUGUAAUAAAGAAGUCCAUCAGAAGGUAGAAAAAAAUACACCAAUCUGGAGAAGGAGUCAUCGUUCAAGUGGCAUUGCUCAUGUCGGGACGACAAUUGUCCCUGUCUCCAAUGAAGGCAGAAACGACAUUCCCAGUAUUUCUGUGGGGUCUCUUCAAGGAAAGGGUGUGGGGACAGGCACAGUGUGGGUUCUCGAUGCACAGAUUUCAGUGCAAAGAAAUGUCCUUUACCCAGAGUGGAUACAUGGAAGUGAGGAGGGAACUCUGAUGAAGCCAAAUAGCUAUAAGAAUGUGAAUCUGGAACUUUAGAAAGGACUGGGUCCAAUUGUCCCAUUUUACAGAUUAGAACUCUAAGCCUGAGAGGGUGGGGGAAAGGGAGAAAGAGAGAGAGAGGACAUUCAUCCGCAUUGUGCAUUGAGCAGUCACAUCUAGCAUGAAAGCAUACUCUACUCCAAUGUACUCACACCCUACAACAGGAUGGCAGGGUAAACAUUCUACCUAGGGAUUAUUAUUAACCAAGAAAGGCCCAUGGAUGCUAAGAGAGAAACUCCGGAAUUAUUUGGAAAUCCCCUGAGCAAGCUGUGCCCUCUCCCCUGCAGCCUACCACCCAGUCUGCUCCAUCCUGAAAGAUGUCAAUAAACUUGCACAGACCAGCUUGGCUGUGGAUGACUCUGGGUGGAAACGCAUUCUAUGUCCUGUUCACACCUCACCAAGGAAGUGACUGGUCAGGUGGCUCAAGGAAAAAUUGGUGCUAACAGUGUCUAAGACAGAGGCAUAGUGAGAACUCAUUGGCAGGUAUUUAAAUUUCUUGGACUUUAAUUUUUUUACCUAUACAUUGAGGAAACUAGAGCCUACCUCAUAGGGUUGUUGUAAAGAUUAGAUGAACAUUUGGAGGUAAAGAGUAGAAUAGCACAUGGCAAAUAACAGUUGGCCAUUAAAAUGUGAGCAGUUUUCAUGAGAGUACCUGUGAAUUCAUGCACACACACAAGCACACACAAGUAAGCACACAGCUAUAACCUUGAGUUUGACUGGAGACACUCCCAUGGGAGUUAGUCCAGUGACUUCUAAAUAAAAGUUAAGUAUUUCAUUCAGCCAAUAAAGUCUGCUGAGCUUGCCAUUGACUGACCCUUUCAUCCAAUGUUACCAGGGUCGUAAGAUAUAGUUCCUUGCCCAGGACCAGUAUACAUAAUGGUUCUACUCAGGGCACCCUGCGUCUGAGUUCUGCUUCACUCUGUGCCUUCUCUGUGAAAGCUCUCUUGAUUCGUCUGAACAGAGUGCUGACUCUCCCCUCCUGGUUUCCUGGAAUAUUUAUAAUCUGUGCCAUUCACUUCGUGUUUAGUAUUUAUUGUGCUACAUUGUUUACUUUCAGUAUUUUUUGUGUGCAUAUAUUUUCUAGAUACCUCUGUAGACCUUUGGGGACAGGAUUACUGACCUUUGUGAUUUACCAUGUUACUCGCUUUUGUAUGUCCAAAUGCAGACCAAGGCACCGUGCCCAUAGAAAAUGUUCAAUAAAGUCCUUUGA